AUGCUGCUAUACAAUGACCAGGGCCUGAAGCUCUUCGAGGAGAUCACCUACCUGGACGAGUACUAUCUGACCAACGCUGAGAUCGAGGUGCUGCGCACCCAUGCCCAGAGAAUCGUGGCGCGCAUUCCGGACAAUUCGCAACUACUGGAACUAGGCAGCGGAAAUCUCCGCAAGGUCGAGAUCCUGCUCCGCGAGUUCGAGGCCGUCGGCAAACAUGUCGACUACUAUGCGCUGGACCUGUCGCUGUCUGAGCUGCAGCGCACCUUCUCCGAGAUCUCCAUCGAUGAUUUUACGCACGUCGAAUUCCACGGCCUGCACGGAACGUACGAUGACGCGGUGACGUGGCUGGGCCACCCCGAAAAUCGAAAACUGCCGACGGUGAUCAUGUCGAUGGGCUCGUCCAUCGGGAACUUCGACCGGUCUGCCGCGGCGGGAUUCCUCGGACAAUUCGCUCGGCUGCUGGGCCCGGACGACCUGAUGAUCAUUGGGCUGGACGCCUGCAAUGACCCGGACAAGGUAUUCCGUGCGUACAAUGACUCCAAGGGCGUAACGCGGCGGUUCUACGAGAACGGGCUGGUGCAUGCGAACGCCGUACUGGGCUUCGAGGCGUUCAAGCCGGAGGACUGGGACGUGGUCACGGAUUACAACGUGGCGGAGGGGACGCAUCGGGCGUUCUAUGCGCCCAAGCGCGAUGUGGAGAUCCUGGGCACGUUCCUCAGGGCCGGGGAGAAGCUGAUCUUCGAAGAGGCGUACAAGUAUGAUGUUAGGCAGCGCGAACAGUUGUGGCAUGAUGCUGGGCUGAUCCAUAAGGUGGAGUAUGGAAAUGAGGCUGGGGAGUACCUGGUGGGUACAGAUCUUCAUGUCUUGUCUUCGGCGGUUCUGAACUAUCCGACAAAACCCUCGCAGUAUGCGGCCGGUGCGGUUCCGACCUACGAGGAGUUUCAGAAACUUUGGACGGCUUGGGACAUCGUCACCAGGUCGAUGGUGCCUCGCGAAGAGCUGCUAUCCAAGCCGAUCAAGCUGCGUAAUGCCUUGAUCUUCUAUUUUGGACACAUUCCUACAUUUCUAGACAUCCAUCUCACUCGGGCUUUGGGUGACGAGCCGACUCAGCCCAAGUCGUACCAAGUGAUCUUUGAACGCGGGAUUGAUCCCGAUGUGGAUGACCCUGAAAAGUGCCAUUCGCACAGCGAGAUCCCCGAUGAAUGGCCCGCCGUCGACGAGAUUCUGGAUUACCAGGAACGAGUUCGCAGUCGAGUGCGGUCGAUCUACCAGAAACACGAUCUGACCCAGGAUCGCACUCUUGGCGAAGCCCUCUGGAUCGGCUUCGAGCAUGAAGCCAUGCACCUGGAGACGUUCCUCUACAUGCUCAUCCACAGUGAGAGGAUCAACCCGCCGCCUGCGGUCUCCAAGCCGGACUUCGAGAAGCUGUUCCGCGACGCCCGAGACCAGGAGAAGCCGAAUGACUGGUUCAGCGUCCCGGAGCAGACGCUAUCUGUCGGUCUGGACGAUGACGGGAAGUCGGUGCCUAGCGUCUCCUACGCAUGGGACAACGAGAAGCCGGAGCGAACGGUCACCGUCAAGGCCUUCCAGGCGCAGGGCCGACCUAUCACGAACGGUGAGUAUGCGAGAUACCUGCAGGCAAAUCAUUUGGAACAGAAACCCGAGUCGUGGGUCUGGACUCGUCCUGAGGGGAAUGGUGUUCUGCAGGACGGACAAAGCAACGGCCACGCGACGAAGGAGUAUCUGGCGAACUUCGCUGUGCGCACCGUGUUCGGAUCCGUGCCGCUGGAAUAUGCGCAGGACUGGCCGGUGAUUGCGUCCUAUGAUGAGCUGGCGCGGUAUGCCGCGUGGAUGGACUGUCGGAUCCCCACCUUCGAGGAAGUGAAGAGCAUCUAUGCCCAUGCGGCGCGAGUGAACGGGACCCAGCAUGACAUGCUGCCCAACGGCCAUAGCGAGACCAACGGCGUGAACGGAAACGGCUUCCCCACCAAGCAACUCAGCAAUCCUUCGAAGCCUCGCACCCCGGACCACCAACCAGUAUCCCAGCCUUCGCGUGUCUCCCAGCCGGUGUAUAUGGACCUCGACGACUGCAAUGUCGGGUUCAAACACUGGCACCCGACCCCGGUCAUCCACCACGGUGACCGACUGGCCGGGCAUGGGGAGCUGGGCGGCGUGUGGGAAUGGACGAGCACGACGCUAGCGCCGCAUGAGGGGUUCGAGGCGAUGACGAUCUACCCCGGGUACACUUCCGACUUCUUCGAUGGCAAGCAUAAUGUUAUCCUGGGAGGUUCCUGGGCUACUCACCCAAGGAUUGCGGGAAGGACAACCUUUGUGAACUGGUACCAGCGGAAUUAUCCUUACCCUUGGGCUGGGGCGCGGUUGGUCCGGGAUGUCUGA
Molecule: messenger RNA, 2397 nt
Organism: Aspergillus homomorphus CBS 101889
Lineage: Eukaryota; Fungi; Ascomycota; Eurotiomycetes; Eurotiales; Aspergillaceae
Product: DUF323 domain protein
Exons: 7
Coding region: 1-2397 (798 amino acids)
Source: RefSeq, a predicted model, not a curated record